CUGCUCGAAGUUUGGGAGGCAUGGGCUACAACCCUGGACACUCGUAGUUCGAAGAAAAACAAACCCCGAAACAAAAAGAAAAGAAGCCGCAUUUUCCGUGAUAUUUUCCAACAAUUUUAGGCCAAAAUUCCAAGCAACCGGCUGUGGCGGCAUGGAGGAGGACUUUGAGCCGCUGGAACCGUCGAUCCGGAACGUGAUCGAACAGACAUCCCUGAAGUGGGUGUUUGUGGGAGGAAAAGGCGGUGUUGGCAAAACGACCUGCUCCUGCAGUUUGGCGGUGCAGCUAUCGCUGAAGCGAGAAUCCGUGCUAAUCAUCUCCACCGAUCCGGCCCACAACAUCUCCGAUGCGUUCGAUCAGAAGUUCACCAAAGUGCCAACGAAGGUGAAUGGGUUCGAUAACCUGUUUGCGAUGGAGAUCGAUCCGAACGUGGGACUGAGCGAACUGCCCGACGAGUACUUCGAGGGAGAUUCCUCUCCGCUGAACGUGGGCAAAGGGGUUCUGCAGGAGGUGAUCAGCACCUUGCCCGGAAUCGACGAAGCCAUGAGCUACGCCGAAGUCAUGAAGUUGGUGAAGGCGAUGAACUUCUCGGUUGUUGUGUUCGAUACGGCCCCGACCGGUCACACGCUGCGACUGCUCUCGUUCCCACAGGUCGUGGAGAAGGGGCUCGGUAAGCUGCUGCGGCUCAAGAUGAAGCUCUCGCCCAUCAUCUCCCAGAUGGGAGCCCUGUUCGGGAUGGCGGACUUUAACGGUGAUACGAUCGCGACGAAACUGGAGGAAAUGUUAAGCAUCAUCCAGCAGGUUAACGAACAGUUUCACAAUCCUCAACAAACGACCUUCGUGUGCGUUUGUAUAGCAGAGUUUCUUUCGCUGUACGAAACGGAACGAUUGGUGCAGGAACUGACCAAAUGUGGCAUCGAUACGCACAACAUCAUCGUGAAUCAGCUGCUGUUCCAGCGGAAGGGUCAGCAACCGUGUACCAUGUGCUCGGCGCGCUGCAAGGUGCAGGCCAAGUAUCUGGACCAGAUUGCCGAUCUGUAUGAGGACUUCCACGUCACCCGGUUACCGCUGCUCGACGAGGAGGUGCGCGGGGUGGAAAAGGUGAAGAAAUUCUCCAAAAAUCUGCUGGUUCCUUACACGCCCGACACCGCAGCGCCAGCAGCACCAGCACCAGCGCCAGCUGAGUGAUGACGAGCCAAGAGAGCGAAGCGUGCACAGAACGCUCUAGGAAUGACGACGGCAACAGACCAGUAUAUAGGGCACGGGGGAACGCAGGGUUAUUAUCCGGGUAUCAGUUCGUAGCGGGCUGCUGCGAAGAAUGGCUUUAUUUACGUGAAAAGGUGAAGUGCACCAGCGACCAGACACGGAGUCCGAUUAGGUAGCAAGGAUCAAGGAGUUCUUUUUUAGUUCAUUUUUGUCGGUUUUUUUAUUUUGUUUCCGCUUCCUUCCUUUCCAUUAUGAAAUACAGAAUCCAAUUUGAUUUGGUUUGCGGUUCAAUCUAGCAA
This is a messenger RNA of Anopheles darlingi, 1503 nucleotides long. Its product is annotated as ATPase ASNA1 homolog. Gene Ontology annotation, biological process: post-translational protein targeting to endoplasmic reticulum membrane. The transcript is spliced from 3 exons. The record is from RefSeq and is a predicted model, not a curated record. Lineage: Eukaryota; Metazoa; Arthropoda; Insecta; Diptera; Culicidae. Bases 152 to 1186 code for a protein of 344 amino acids. Gene Ontology annotation, molecular function: ATP binding; ATP hydrolysis activity. Gene Ontology annotation, cellular component: GET complex.